Molecule: messenger RNA, 1512 nt
Organism: Stereum hirsutum FP-91666 SS1
Lineage: Eukaryota; Fungi; Basidiomycota; Agaricomycetes; Russulales; Stereaceae
Product: MFS general substrate transporter
Exons: 19
Coding region: 1-1512 (503 amino acids)
Biological process (GO): transmembrane transport
Molecular function (GO): transmembrane transporter activity
Source: RefSeq, a predicted model, not a curated record
AUGUCUGGUUCGAAGAACGCGGCUGGACCAGAGAUUGCAGAGAAAGAGCACUUCGAUGCACAGUCGCAUGUCGUGAAGCUUGACAAGCACGGGCUUCCGCUUAGUCCCCAGCCUUCUGACGAUCCAGAAGAUCCUUUGAACUGGCCAUUGCUCUACCGUAUUUUUGUGCUCAUUCAAGUUAGCCUCCUCGCGACACUGGGUACUUUCAAUACAGCCAUCAUUAAUCCCGCGUAUGGCGAACUCGCCGAAGAGUUUGGUAUAACCACCGUGCAAGCGACUGUCGUAAUAGCUCUCAAUGGCAUCGGUCCAUUCCUCUUCAUCCCCCUUGCCAAUGCAUACGGUAGAAGGCCUGUCUACCUCUUGACCACAUUCAUUGGAUUUGUAUCGGCACUGGGGUGCGCCUAUACGAAAACAUAUGGUGAAUUGAUCGGGGCGAGAAUCGUCAAUGGGAUAUUUCCAGUCGCGCUAUCACUGGGGGCUGGUACUGUCGCCGAUAUGUUCUUUCUCCAUCAACGAGGGCGUGCCAUGGGGGUGUAUACUGUUUUACUGACGAACGGAAGCCACCUCGCACCCAUUUUCGGGGGCCUCAUCGGGCAAUUUCUAGGCUGGCGUUGGAUCUUCAAAUUUGCAGCUAUUUGUGAUGCUUUCAUGUUCAUUUUCCUCGUAUUCUUCCUCCCUGAGACUCUAUACCUUCGAGAAUCAAGGCCCAGUCUCUCAGGCAUGGAAAGAUGUGGCGAGGUUGAGGGCGGCGGGGCUGAAAAUGCUAAUGUCACAGCUGAGAAAGGUUUGUGGAAGAGGCAUAUCGAUAGGUUGAGGUACAGGGGAAAGUUCGAAGGUAGGGACGUGAGGGUGAAGGAUUUUGUGCUGCCUAUUGUGGAAAUAGCAAGAUAUCCAUCCGUUCUCUUUCCUGCGCUCUACUAUGCGACACAGUACGGUUUUGGAAGCAUACUUCCUGCGGUUACCGUCUCCCACAUAUUCGCAGAGAAAUUCGGUUGGCAAACGCUUCAAAUCGGGCUCGCAUACGGAGGUUCCCUCACAAUCGGAAGUUUCCUGGGCGAGACGGCGGGUGGUUGGGUUGUCGACGCCAUCAUCGAGCGUGCACGUCGAAGAUCAGGAGACGAUGAGGACACGCCAAGCGAGGUACGGUUGAAGGCCGUAUGGACCGGUGAACUACUUGUGCCGGCCGGCCUCCUCAUCUAUGGCUUUGGUAUACAAUACGGUGCAGCGUGGCCCGGACCUAUCAUUGGGAUGGGUGUGGCGUGCUUUGGAGUUCAGUGCAUAACGACAGUCAUUAGUGACUGCCAUAGGGACCGCUCGGCACAGGUCUUCAAUUUCUUCCGCCAAGAAAUCGGAAUGACCUUUGCAUUCUACGCGAUCCCCCUCGCCACAGCUAUGGGAGGGUACCAAUGGCUUUUUAUUCUCUUCGCUGGGAUUGGGAGCAUUGUGGCGUUCCUGCCUAUCCUGUUUCUGAUGUACAGGGGAGAAGCAGUCAGGGCCCAUAUGAAUCCGUGA